AUGGUUCCUGAAAGCGAACUAUAUUCUACUGCAACAGCAGUGCUUUUAUCAGAGUUGACAAAAUUUGUUAUUUGUAUCUAUAUGGCCAUCCGUUCUCAAGUGAUUGAAACAGGACAUUGGAAGGCUUCUGAUCUUUAUGACCAAGUUUUUAGUUCCGACGCUUGGAAACUAAUGAUACCAGCAGCGUUGUACACAAUCCAGAACAAUUUACAGUAUAUUGCUGUCAGCACAUUAGAUGCAGCUACAUUUCAGGUCACCUAUCAGCUUAAAAUUUUAACAACGGCGGUUUGUUCUGUGUUAAUGCUCAAAACUUCAUUGAGUCCACUUAAAUGGUUUUCAUUAGUUUUGUUGACUUGCGGUGUCGCAUUAGUUCAACUAAGGAUUGGGGGAAGUGAUUCGUCACAACAAGAUGAUAAAAAUGUUCAAACCAAAAAAGAAACGUUCGAUGAUAGCGAUGCGAAAAAACUUGUGGGUCUAUGCGCUGUUACAGUAGCAUGUAUAAUUUCUGGAUUGGCAGGAGUGUAUUUUGAGAAGGUUCUUAAAGGUUCUCAAGCUUCUAUAUGGAUCCGUAAUCUCCAACUUUCAUUCUUCUCUCUUUUUCCAGCUUUAAUAUUGGGUGUAUGGUGGAAAGAUGGAUCAGAUGUGUGGGAAAAGGGUUUCUUUUUUGGGUAUAACCUUACAGUAGUUGGUGCUAUAGCAUGUCAAGCCGUGGGUGGAAUUAUAGUAGCCCUGGUUGUCAAAUAUGCCGAUAAUAUUCUUAAGGGUUUUGCUACUUCAAUUUCUAUAAUUAUUUCUUUCAUUGCCUCUGUUUAUCUCUUUGAUUUCCCAGUUACAGGAACUUUUUUAAUUGGUUCUGUUAUGGUAUUAAUCGCAACAUAUACGUAUAGUAAACCUGAUUUUAAACCUGAUUCUCAAAAAAAAGAAUAUCACCCUAUUGAAGAAGAGGAGGAGGUUGACUAUCCCGUGAAUGAAAAGAUGGACACAACUAACAAUGGAUUCAUUAAAGUUGGUGGGAAAGAUUGA
Scutellospora calospora is the source of this 1023-nucleotide messenger RNA. Lineage: Eukaryota; Fungi; Glomeromycota; Glomeromycetes; Diversisporales; Gigasporaceae. The record is from the annotation of a GenBank genome assembly.